UAUAAAAGGCUAUGUCUAUCAAGGUAUGCAUAUAGUUAUUUUAGAUUAUUUUUUAUUGAUUUUUUGUUUAGAUUUUUAAAUAUAAUGAUAAUAUUAAAGUUAAUAUGGGGACUUUUGCUACUUUGUUAUAACUCUAUUUGUCAAGAUACAAAUAUAGGAACUGGAGUUACUGGAGUUGUCUCUAACCAAGAGGGUCUUCCACCAAGAGUCCACCAACUUAUCAUAUUGGAUAGUGUACCAAUUGAAAAUGUGCUUGGACAAGAUGUUUUAAAACUAGAAUGUACUGCAUCAGGAAACCCAGUACCAAAAAUUGAGUGGUCAUUUAAUAAUGUUAAAUUUGUCCCAGGUCAACCUUUUAAUGGAAUUGAAAAUGCUCCAAUUCGCCAUACAAUUCAAGGUGGAAAAUUGACUAUAACCAACAUAAAAGGAAAGUCUGAAUUUGAUAAUAACAACUAUGAUACUGGAAGGUAUAGGUGCAUUGCGACAAAUGAAAUAGGAACUGUUUUUGCGGAAAUUUUUAUCAAUGUUCGUGUAAUGGGUGUCUUUAGUCCAGGUUUUCAAUUUGAAAAUGAGCCAACUAAACACAGACCUGUUAUUGGACAAAAAUUCAUUGUACCUUGUCCAAAUCACAAAAAAGGUUAUGGCACUACUAUUCGAUGGGGUACAGUUAGCAAUGAAAGAGUAAUAGACUAUUGGUUGCCAGGUUAUAAUCCUCGUGUAUUUCAAACAUCAAACGGUGCACUUGUGUUCAGUGUUGUGCUUGAAGAUGAUAUCAAAGAGUCACGAAACUCUGGUGGUCCUCGUUGUAUUUUAAUGAAUUAUGGACUCACAAGGUUUUCAAAUCAGCAAGUUUUGUAUGAAUCAUAUGAUAAUAAACAGGAAACAAGGAAACCAGAGCUUCUAGCAUUACUUGAUCCUCAAAUGAUUGCUCCAAUUGAAUCAACAUAUUCAAUGAUAUGUGGUGCACUUGGAUUUCCAGUUCCAACUUAUCGAUGGGAAUAUCAAGGAGUAGAACUUGUUCCAUUAAGACCUGGUGGAAAUGAAUUAAAUUUUGAGUUUUUUGAGUUUUUACCAAAUCGUCUUGAGCUGCGUAUUCGAAGAGUUACUCAAUAUUCUGGUGGUACAUUUAAAUGUUAUGCAUCUAACUCUUUAGGAGAAAUUUGGACUAUUGGACAGUUGUCUGUUGCAUUUCCACCAGUAUUUAACAUCUUUUUUCCUGAUGAGAUUAAUGUGCCAUUUGAAAAUGCUUUUGAGAUCAGAUGUAAUGCAUCAGGAUUCCCUGUUCCUAAAUUUGAAUGGUAUCAUAAUAGUACACAGCUCUCUGUAAAAGAUGCUCGAAGAUCUUGGACUGAGAAUACAGAUAAUCAGGGUUCUGUUCUGUCAUUUACAAAAAUGGCUUUCAGUGAUAAUGGAAUUUAUAUAUGCAUAGCUAUCAAUUCUCAAGACACUAUUACUCAAUCAACAUUUAUCAAAGUUCGAGCCAUGGCUCCUCUUUUUGAAAUACCAGUAGAGGACCCAAUUUAUCUAUUCCGAACUGCAGAUAUGAUGAUACACUGUUCACCAUCUGCAGGACCAAUUCCAACAUUUACAUGGAGUAAAGAUAAUGUUGUUAUUGCUGAUGGUGGAAGGUAUACAGUUUAUUCAAAUGGUACUUUACUAAUUAAAGGUGUUUUAGCAACAGAUAGCGGUCUAUAUAAAUGUUCUGCAGAAAAUCCUCUUGGAAAAGCAGAGAGUCAAGGGACCGCAAUAGUUUUAGAGCCAACUGUAAUUACUCAUCCUCCUAUAUCUCAAGGCCAUCAAAUAGGAUUUUAUGGCAUACAGUUAUUUUGUGGUGCUUCUUGGGAUACACGUCUAGAGCUUCGUAUUGAAUGGUACAAAGGUGGUGUAAGAAUGGCAAAAUUUGAUGACCGUAUCUAUAUAGAAAAACGUAGUGCUGGACCACCAAGAAUUUUAUACAUAAAUAACCUAACAAUUGAUGAUGCUGGUAACUAUUCAUGCCAUGCUUUUACAAAAGUUGGAAAUGUUGUUUCUGAGCAAACAGCAUUUGCAAUUCUUACUGUUAGGGGUCCUCCUCAACCACCAGCAGGUGUUCGUGUAACUGGCAACUGCGGAAAUUAUGAUGCUCUUAUACAAUGGACUAGGGGUGAAGAAUUAGGAGCUGAAACCAGAGGGUUUUCUGUUGAGUUUUCUACCAAUGUAACAGCAGCCAAUGGUAUAUGGUAUGGUGGUAUUGGUGACUUUUUGAAUCCAAAUCAACUGUAUCAUGCUUAUCCUGGUACACGUAUCAGUUUCAAAUUGACUCGUGAAAAUCUUGUCCCAGGUGCAAAUUUGAUAUUUCGUUUAAAAGGUUACUCAGAUAUGUUGAUGGGAAAUCCAAGCAGACCUUCAAAAAGUGGCCAAUGCAUAACACCACCAGGCCCCCCACCAAUGAAUCCUUUGAAUGUAACAGGAAUAACAAAAAUGAUGCCAGGAGUUUUAUUUAUUUCAUGGACAGCAAUAACAGAUGUAUAUUAUGGAGCUCCUGAUUUUUUUUAUGAAGUUGGUUUCAGACUUGUAGGAGCACCAUCCUUCACUGUUAAUCAAAUAAGAGAUUUAAAUGUAACAGAAUUUCAGAUCCCAACACCUGGAAUUAAUAAGGAAUAUGAGUUUUAUGUUCAGUCUAAAAAUAGUCUUGGAGAAGGACCUCCCUAUAAAACAGUUACAGCAUUUUCAGGAAAAGAGCCUCCAUUAUUACCUCCAAAGAAUUUUAAAGUUGCUUCAAUAACUCGACAUAUUAUUGACUUUACUUGGACAAAAGCUGACAAUGCAGAAGGUUAUAGGCUAAAAUAUUGGAAUGUAACUGAUGCUGAAGAUUUGAGAGGAAGAUUAAGGCGUGCAAUAACUGACCCUAUUGUUUAUAAUUACCAAUAUUUUUAUGGCAAUGAUUUUCAAUCUGGUGGUUCAUUGGUUAAUAUGUCUGCACAAUUAACUUUUCUUGCAACAAUUUCAUCCUAUAAUAGUGGCGGUUUUAGUCCAGAAAGUGAUGUCAUAUCUUUUGAAUCUGAUGCACGAGUUCCUGAUGCACCAUACGGAGUUCAAUUUCGAGUUUUUGGUCGAUCUGCGCAUAUAAGUUGGCAGCCUCCACUUAAUCCAAAUGGAUAUAUAGAACAGUAUGAGAUUACCUGGGAAAACAGUCAGCUUGAGUUGUUAGGUCUACCUCCAGUGGUUGUUAAAACUGAAAGAAUGAGUGUUGAUCGUAGGUCUCGUGAGGCAUACCUUAUUAAUAUGUUUGUUCCUCUGACAUAUUAUGGUGUGAGAAUAAAUGCUAGAAAUCGAAUCGGACCUGGUGGAGAUUGGGAAAAGAUACUUGUUGCUGUUAGUGAAGAUGACAUUCCUGGAAAACCUAAUGCUCCAAAAGCAGUUUCUUUUGAUGAUACUUCAAUUAACGUAACAUUCCAGUUACCAAAUUAUGGUGGUUUACCAUCAAUGUUUUAUAUUUUUUAUCGGCCAAGAGGUAAUUAUUUUAAAGAAGUAAAGAAUGUUUCACAAUUGUUUCCACAGCAGGCUUGGGUUUUAGUUAAAGAACUUCAAUUUGUACCUUAUGAUUUUUGGACAGUUGGUGUAAAUUCAAUGGGCCAAAGUGAAACUAGUGAUGUUACUGAGCAAAGACCAAUAAGAGCUUUAAAGCCUGAAGCACAUGCAUCACAAUUUCCGUGGUAUCGUAGUAACUGGUUUAUUGCAGUUGGUUUAUGCUUGCUCUUCAUAACUAUAACUUUGUUAACACUUAUUUUCUUGUUAAGAACUGGUCCAGUUCCUUAUAAAAGUUUGAAAGAAGAAUCUGACUACAAAGGUGGUUAUCCAUCAGGAGGAGCAAAAGCAAAAUCAAAGACAAAGGCACCAAUAGUUGCAGCUGUUGGCGCAGCAGCAUUUUCUGCAGCAGAUGAUGAAGAUAACCCACCACCUCGAUAUUCUGAUCAAGAUUCCAUUUCAAAGAAAUCUCCAGCAACUAGUCGGUCAGGAAGUGAGGGAAGCCGCUCUGGAUCUAGAAGCCAAUCUGAUGAAGAACUGAGUAAAAGUGAAAGUGAAAGCGGAAGUGAGUAUAGCGAUGAAGAAAAAGGCUCAUAUUAUAGCGAUGAAGAAAAGAAAAAAGAUAGUGAUGAUGAUGAUGAUGAUGCUGAAGAUACCACGUUUGUUUAGGCUUUGCUCCUUUGACAUUUUAUUAUGAAAAAAUAAACAAAUCUUUGUGCUGUUUCAGGCGCAGAUAAUUUCUCUUUUUAAAUUAUCUAUUGAAAAGACAUUAUUUAUCGUUUAUGAUUUCGAACUUUAUCAAAAAUGAACAAUAUGCAUGUUUCAUAUCUCAAUUAUUUAAGAUUUAUAUUUUAUACAUUAGUAAUUAGUAAUUUUUUUUAAUUCUUCAAUCAAUUUUUAAAGUUUUUUUUUUUUUUUUUUUGUAUGUUUGAUAUGAAUGUAAAAAGGUGGUUGAACUAUGUAUUUAUGUUUUUUUAUUUACCUGGGGGUAUUCAACUGUAUUUUAUACUUUGUUAAAAUAUUUGUAAGAUAAUUUGUUUGGAAAAUGAUUUUAAUGGAUUUAUAAAUUUAA
Molecule: messenger RNA, 4579 nt
Organism: Hydra vulgaris (swiftwater hydra)
Lineage: Eukaryota; Metazoa; Cnidaria; Hydrozoa; Anthoathecata; Hydridae
Product: fibronectin type III domain-containing protein
Biological process (GO): cell-cell adhesion
Cellular component (GO): membrane
Molecular function (GO): cytokine receptor activity; protein binding
Source: RefSeq, a predicted model, not a curated record